AUGCCUCCCAAGAGGAAACGUGCCCAGCAGGCCCGGAGAGCAGAGCUGGUGUUCCUGGAGAGCCCACGAGAGGGACCCGUCCAUUGCUGUGAAACUCCACUACCUUCGGCUGAGAAUCCCAGACGUGUUCCCACAAAACCCUUAGGCCAGAACACAGCCGCUGCCUGGGUGUGCCCACAAUUUGAAACGACUAAGUCAGAGGUGUUGAAGGUGUGCCAGAAGAAGCAUCGUGGUCCUCGCAAACCCCAGAACCAGGAUGCCAACCACAGUUUGCUUCAUGCAGGUGGAGCUUGUCAAAAAGCUACAGCCUGCAAAUUUCGUCCUUUAACUUUUGAGAAUACAGAAGGUUAUGCAGGCCACCCCUCAGCUUGUCUGAAUUGCUCAGGGAAGAACACACGGUGCUCUCACAGCCAGCCCAAAAAAGGGAGAGCAGCAAAAGCCAACAUCCAGGUGAAUAGUCUGGAGAACUGUAGAGAAAUACUUUUGUUACCUGCUUCUCAGGCCGUGGAGCCAGAAGUCUUUAGUCCACCAGAUGUAGAGACUCCAGAGGUGCCUUCCACAAGGAGCUGGAGACGCAGCAGCACUCUGCCACGAAGUAGCCACACCCGGCAUCCAGAAAAAGGGCUGGCAUUAGGUGUUGAUCCCUGUAGGGGAGGGGAGUCGGCAGCAGUCCUGGUUAAAGAUACCCCUGAGCAUGAGUAUGGAGUAAGAGUUACGUGGAGACAACGGCCCCAUCUACUGAAAUACCUGCGGGAGAGGGGGAAGGUCAGUGCUGCGGACGUGCUGGUGAAAGCAGACUUCAACCUCUCCAGGAGACAGGCCGAUAUUUGA
Merops nubicus (carmine bee-eater) is the source of this 831-nucleotide messenger RNA. It is a transcript of the gene RHNO1, whose product is annotated as RAD9-HUS1-RAD1 interacting nuclear orphan 1. Gene Ontology annotation, biological process: recombinational repair; cellular response to ionizing radiation; DNA damage checkpoint signaling. Gene Ontology annotation, cellular component: chromosome; nucleus. NCBI's taxonomy places the organism in Eukaryota, Metazoa, Chordata, Aves, Coraciiformes, Meropidae. The coding region runs from base 1 to 831 and encodes 276 amino acids. The transcript has 2 exons. The record is from RefSeq and is a predicted model, not a curated record.